Molecule: messenger RNA, 1598 nt
Organism: Myotis brandtii (Brandt's bat)
Lineage: Eukaryota; Metazoa; Chordata; Mammalia; Chiroptera; Vespertilionidae
Gene: MTCH1
Product: mitochondrial carrier 1
Exons: 12
Coding region: 16-846 (276 amino acids)
Biological process (GO): positive regulation of apoptotic process
Cellular component (GO): mitochondrion; membrane
Source: RefSeq, a predicted model, not a curated record
CUUUCAGGGGAAAGGAUGACGCAUUUGGAGGAGAAAAUGGAAGUCGCGGUGGGCCAUGAGCCGAUGCCCCCCACCGUUGGGACCAAUGUGCUGGGGAGGAAGGUCCUCUAUCUGCCGAGCUUCUUCACCUACGCCAAGUACAUUGUGCACGUGGAUGGGAAGAUCGGGCUGUUCCGAGGCCUAAGCCCCCGACUGAUGUCCAACGCCCUCUCUACCGUGACCCGGGGCAGCAUGAAGAAGGUUUUCCCUCCGGAUGAGAUCGAGCAGGUGUCCAACAAGGAUGACAUGAAGACCUCUCUGAGGAAGGUGGUGAAGGAGACCUCCUAUGAGAUGAUGAUGCAGUGCGUGUCUCGCAUGCUGGCCCACCCCCUGCAUGUCAUCUCAAUGCGCUGCAUGGUUCAGUUUGUGGGACGGGAGGCCAAGUACAGUGGCGUGCUGAGCUCCAUUGGGAAGAUUUUCAAAGAGGAGGGGUUUCUGGGAUUCUUUGUUGGCUUAAUCCCUCACCUCCUGGGAGAUGUGGUUUUCUUGUGGGGCUGUAACCUGCUGGCCCACUUCAUCAAUGCCUACCUGGUGGAUGACAGCUUCAGCCAGGCCCUGGCCAUCCGCAGCUACACCAAGUUUGUGAUGGGGAUUGCAGUGAGCAUGCUGACCUACCCCUUCCUGCUGGUCGGUGACCUCAUGGCUGUGAACAACUGUGGGCUGCAGGCCGGGCUCCCUCCCUACUCCCCCGUGUUCAAGUCGUGGAUUCACUGCUGGAAGUACCUGAGCAUGCAGGGCCAGCUCUUCCGCGGCUCCAGCCUCCUUUUCCGCCGGGUGUCAUCAGGAUCGUCCUUUGCCCUGGAGUAACCUGAAUCACUAAAACCGCGGCUCAGCCUGGCCCUCUCAGCCUGGCCACCGCAGGUGGGGCCUGACCAGCUCGGGCCCUUGUAAGACGACUCCAACCCAGCAACACCUAGAUGUGCUGCAGCCCAGCCGGGCUUCGGCGUCCAUGUUUGCCCUGUGUCUGUCCAGAGGCGGGGUUGAGUGGGGUGAGGCUGCACCCAGGGCCCGGUCACCUGUUAGGCCUGGGGGAGGUGGGGCGGGGCUGGAGAACGGGGCAGAAUCCCCUUGCUUCACAGCUGUACCAGGUCUGCCUGUUGCGGGUCAGAGGCUGCAGAGGCCCAGGUCGGAUGGGAACAGGCUCUUGAGGUCAGGUCCCACCCCACUCACCCCAGUCAGCCCCAGCUCCCCCUGCAGCUCAGCUGGGAGCACCACUCUCCUGCUUGUAAAUAGGGCGUGAUCCCCUGCCACGAGCCACCCACCAUCAUGCCCAGGCCUGUGCUAGAAGCUGUGGCUGGUUCUGCCUUUGUUUUCUCAACACUACUUUCCAAUGGGAAGGCAGCACCUUCUGAAAGGGAAAUCACGUGGCCGCUCAGAAUGUGUCCCUCAUCGAAUGCGCACCUGCUAAUGGUGACGGCGUGUGCGGGAUCUGGUUCCCUGUGCACUUGUGAACACUCAGAAGUUAGGCAGGUCAGUGCCUCUAGUCCUACCCAGUUUAAAAGUCCCUGAUACGAUUGGACUGUUUCUUCCUCAAAUAAACGUACUGGUGGUGAUUUGGA